Messenger RNA from Aspergillus campestris IBT 28561, 2288 nucleotides. RefSeq names its product PLP-dependent transferase. The record is from RefSeq and is a predicted model, not a curated record. Gene Ontology annotation, biological process: sphingosine biosynthetic process; ceramide biosynthetic process. Gene Ontology annotation, cellular component: serine palmitoyltransferase complex. The transcript has a single exon. Lineage: Eukaryota; Fungi; Ascomycota; Eurotiomycetes; Eurotiales; Aspergillaceae. The coding region runs from base 319 to 2187 and encodes 622 amino acids. Gene Ontology annotation, molecular function: pyridoxal phosphate binding; serine C-palmitoyltransferase activity.
GGUCCUCCUCUGCCAAUCAUCGCCCUGUCCAUCUAGCUAUCGGCCUGGGAUCUUCGGGUCGGCCGGAUCAAGGCAGGUCCAUAGUCCUUGACGAGGUGCAGGACUACCACGACCACGAACGGGAAAGACGAAAUAAUAAUUCCCCGACUGGCGCUCGAGGAACCAUCUCUCGCGGUCAUGGUUUGACACUGUGUGACCCGACUCUUGUCACUCCUCACUCCAUUGCUACUCCAUCCUUCCCUGGCCUCGUGCGAUUUGCUUCCCCGGAUCACAUCCGUCCCCACCUCGUGGUCUUCUCAUCGUGUUGACCGUCUCACCAUGUCUCGGUGGAAACGCAGGACGAAGAGUCGCGCCGACAAGGAUUGCAAAACCUCAGGCGUCCUGGCCAGUGGCUCCCCGUCCGACGCUCGGUCGACGGCCCUGGCCUCUCUCCGCGCCGUCUCGACCUCCCCGGAGAGGUCGCGCAUAGAAGUGCCGUCGGAUCCCGUCGAGGCGCGCAGGCUCGCCAGGCGUCACGCCGAGUUCGGUCCCCUGGGUGAUCCGGCGCAUCUCUACACCAGCGAGCACCCCGGCGGAGAGAUCCCCGACCCCGUCAUUGACGACCCGCCGUACUUCUUCGUGUUGACCACCUACCUGAACUUCCUGGUCCUCAUCUUCUUCGGCCACUUCCACGAUUUCUUCGCCAAGUGGUUCUGCGCCAACACCUACCGGAGCCUGCGCCCCCAGAAUGGCUACGCCUCGCUCUACAGCGACUUCGAGAGCUUCUACACCCGCCGGCUCAAGCAGCGCAUCGACGACUGCUUCGAGCGGCCCACCACAGGCGUCCCCGGACGGUACAUCACGUUGCUCGACCGCGUCUCCGACGACAACGUGUUGUUCCAGCUCACUGGCACUACCACCGACACCCUCAAUCUGAGCUCCUACAAUUACCUAGGGUUCGCCCAGUCCGAGGGCCCGUGCGCCGACUGUGCGGAAGCCACCAUCCGGCGCGAUGGCAUCAGCAUGGGGGGCAGCUGCAGCGACGCGGGGAGCUCCAAGCUCCAAGGCGACGUCGAGGAUCAGAUCGCCCGGUUCGUCGGCAAGGAGGCGGCCGUGGUCUUUUCCAUGGGCUUCGUCAUCAAUGCCACCAUCUUCCCCGCCCUCGUGGACAAGGGCUGUCUGAUCCUGUCAGACGAGCUCAACCACGCCUCCAUCCGCUUUGGCUCCCGGCUCUCGGGCGCCGCCAUCCAGGUCUUCGCCCACAACAACAUGGAAGAUCUGGAGCAGCGGCUGCGCGAGGCCAUCGCCCAGGGCCAGCCCCGCUCCCAUCGCCCGUGGCGGAAGAUCCUCCUCACAGUCGAAGGCCUGUUCUCCAUGGAGGGCACCAUGUGCAACCUCCCGCGCAUCCUCGCCCUCAAGAAGCGGUACAAGUUCCACCUGUUCAUCGACGAGGCCCACUCCAUCGGCGCAGUCGGCCCCCGCGGCCGCGGCGUCUGCGACUACUUCCAAGCGGACCCGGCGGGGGUCGACAUCCUCAUGGGCACCUUCACCAAGUCCUUCGGUGCCAACGGCGGCUACAUCGCCGCCAGCCGGGCCGUCAUCGACCAGCUGCGCUGCACCAACGCCGGGCUGGUCUUCGGCGAAGCCCCGUCGCCGCCGAUCCUGGCGCAGAUAUCCUCGGCGCUGCGGCUCAUCGCCGACGCGGACCCGCGACAUCCCGGCCAGGGUCGGGAGCGGGUGCAGCGGCUAGCCUUCAACUCGCGGUACCUGCGACUGGGCCUGAAGCGGCUGGGGUUCAUCGUCUACGGACACGACGACUCGCCCAUCGUGCCGCUGAUGUUAUACAACCCAGGCAAGAUGUCCGCCUUCUCGCACGAGAUGCUCCGGCGCAAGAUCUCCGUCGUCGUCGUGACCUACCCGGCCACCCCGCUGGAGCUCUCCCGCGCGCGCCUCUGCGUGUCCGCCGCCCACACCAAGGACGACCUCGACCGCGUCCUGCGCGCGUGCGACGAGAUCGGCACCGCCUUGAAUCUGAAGUUCUCCUCGGGCGUCGCGGGCGGGCUGCGCGUGCCUCCGCCGAAGGACUACUCGUGGGUGCCUAAGGGGGGGAAAGCAACGGCCGUGCCUCUGCCGAUCGAACCGCCGCGGUGGACGGUGGACGACGUGAUCCUGCACACCACGCGGGAUGCCAAGCUAGCGUUGUAUUAGGGAUUUACCUAGUCACGUUUGAUGAUUGUUUCUUCUGUCUUCUGUCCAAGGGACAUAUACAUAUAGCGAUAGCGUUUUAUUAAUCAUAAUCUUAAUGUUAA